Molecule: messenger RNA, 2395 nt
Organism: Anneissia japonica
Lineage: Eukaryota; Metazoa; Echinodermata; Crinoidea; Comatulida; Comatulidae
Product: CREB-regulated transcription coactivator 1-like
Biological process (GO): positive regulation of transcription by RNA polymerase II
Cellular component (GO): cytoplasm; nucleus
Molecular function (GO): cAMP response element binding protein binding
Source: RefSeq, a predicted model, not a curated record
CCGCGCCACGAGGAGAUGCACACACAGUCAUUCGGUCGGAGUGGUGGGCUAGUCUGUCGAACAGUGUAUCGUAAAAAACAUGACACAUUCGGAUUCAUCGUUGCAUAUAACAGCUAUGGGAGGAGAUACCUCGUAUCCUGCACCCCAGACUGCUCCAGUCCGACCUAGAGAUGUGCCAAUGUUUUCUGAUUUUGAACAACAGGGUGGCAUGGAUGGUAAUUGUAAAAGUGGUCUUUGGGAUACAAAAAAACUGCAGAAUCGUCCCAAGUCGUGUGAAGUGCCUGGAAUAAACAUAUAUCCUUCAGAACAAGAAACAGGACCCGUGCCGAUUCCUAUCCAAAACACGGGCUCGCUACCUGACCUGACAAAUAUACACAUCCCCCCGCCGUUGAUGACACCCUUAGACAAUGAUGACCAGACAAUGUACAACCACAGUAGCACUAAUAACCUCCGUGCAAAUACCGUACAGAUUCUUGGCAUGUCGCCAAGUCCGUCAUCACCCCAGCCACAUAGCCCACAACCACGUAGCCCACAGAUGAGUCCCGCAAUAAGUCCGCAGAUUCAGCGUCGAAAUAAAACAAAUCCAGUUGCAAUCUCUUUAGGACAUCGUAACCAAGGGCAUAUACAAAUGCAAGACUCAGGGGGACUGGUGAUGGACCAGAAUACACCCAAGUAUCAAGUUUUUCAAAACCAACCACCACAGUCACCUCAGCACUCUAGUAACAUAUUAUCUCUCGAUAAGUCUGGUAUGCAACAGUAUAGAGACACAUCAAAUGUUAUGCCUACAACAUCAUGUUCAUCUCCAACUUCCCCUGUAUCUAACCCCAACCUCUCACCUGCAGCCUCCCCUGGGCCGCCAGGGUCAGUUGGCUGUGCAUCACCAGCGCUAUCGGAUACAUAUUCACGAGUUCUACAGCAACAGUUUGAAGACUUUACUAUGGUUGCCGAUCACAGUCCAACACAUCAACCUCAGUACCAGUUUCAGGGGAUGUUUCUUGAUCAAAAUUAUUUUGGCAAUCAGCAACCAUACCACCAUAACAAGGUGCCGCCACCAGCUUACCACCAGCCUUUCCCUCAGUAUCCUCAAGUCAACAACAUACCAUCAAUUAUUUUGUCUGGCGUAACAGAUUCCCAGGACAUGGCAAAGGACAUUCAUUCAGCAAUGGUAAGCUACGACCAGGAGGCGCUGUUCUCUGCGGAAGACACAUUAAAGUUGGACCCGCUGGAAUGCGAGGAUUUCCAGAUGCUUCUUGAGAAUGACCCAGUUACUGAUCAAUCCACCGAGGAGUCCUUCAGAGCGGACGGCUUGGGAGGUUUGUACAAGUAACAUCAUCGCGAUGGACAGAAUCGAUCCAAACGGGUGGUGCGUUUUGAAUGUUAUUGAUCUGGGAAUGAACACUUACUCUCAGCAGAAUUGGAGCUACGUCGCUCAGUGGGUUUUUUUUUUCCUUGGGGUAAAAAAAAAUAAUUAAAGUUUAACAUCAAGGUCGAUGCGUGUGAUUGGAGUAGACUAAGUGGUUUAUGUUUAUUCCUUUUGAUUGUGGAUCCUGUACAGUUAGGAGCACCACUGUCUCCCUCAACCAGGCAGAUGAUGAUAACGAUGACACGGCCCAGACGCAUAGGAAUACGUCUGGGAAGUCGAUAGUAUGCAAGUGCAAUUUGGAAAAACAAAUGAAACAAGGAUAAGAAGCCAGUGAAGUGGGUAAUAAGUUCACCACUGUUCUAAAUUUUACAUGUGUUGUGUGUGUGUGUGUGGUAUGAACAUGAGGGAGGGGGUAAAGGGAGUGUAUGUGUGUGUGGGGUGUAUAUCCCUCCAUGUAUCAUGGAAUUCUGAAAUUGGAACAUUGAAUGUAAGGGUACGGGAAAAACAGUUGCUAAAUAAGCAUGUUGAAAAAUGACGAGCAUGUCACAUUAAUAUGGUUGCAGAUCUAAUCUUGAGUAAAUAUUCAUUUAACAGAGGAGAAAAUAACAGAAAAGGCCUUGCUAUAUUGAUGUGUUGUUUGUGGAUGACGAUGCCAAUGUUUUUCUCGUGCCCUGCAUGCUUCAUUAUUGUUUUGAUUGGUACUAUUGCUUUUAUUGUUGUCCUGCAGUAUAGUCACAUUUGAUGUACAGGUAUUCAUACUUGGUACCCAUUAGGUCACUGAUAAGCAGAUUGGAAGUAAGUGUGACCUGUAUCAUAUCAGUACUUUUAUUUUUAUUUUUAAGUCUAGAAGACCACCCUUAUUGCCAUAGCUACAGAAGUGAUUGAAGUUGAUAGGACAUUACAAAAGUUUGAAAUCAGCAGGUUCUUUUUUCAGAUUUAAAUUAUAGAUUAUUUUUCUAGGCAGAUAUGUUCUAGGCAGAUUUCAUCUCAUUUUGCAAACACAACCCAUGAAAUUGUACAGAAUUAAUUAAU